This is a messenger RNA of Girardinichthys multiradiatus, 3335 nucleotides long. It is a transcript of the gene dph6, whose product is annotated as diphthamine biosynthesis 6. NCBI's taxonomy places the organism in Eukaryota, Metazoa, Chordata, Actinopteri, Cyprinodontiformes, Goodeidae. The transcript has 15 exons. The record is from RefSeq and is a predicted model, not a curated record. Bases 111 to 2192 code for a protein of 693 amino acids. Gene Ontology annotation, molecular function: diphthine-ammonia ligase activity. Gene Ontology annotation, biological process: protein histidyl modification to diphthamide.
CCGGAAGCUUCCUCUCACAUGUUGUGUACAUUUACCGGUUGCUAAGCGCACUGUCACUGGUUUCUUCUCCGUUUUUAGAGGCUACAGACUCAUAAACGGGUUAUAAGAAGAUGAAAGUGGUCGCGUUGAUCAGUGGGGGCAAAGACAGCUGCUACAACAUGAUGCAGUGUGUUGCUGCUGGACACAGGAUAGUGGCUCUGGCCAACCUGCGCCCCGCUCACACAGAUGAGUUGGACAGCUACAUGUACCAGACGGUGGGUCAUCAGGCUAUAGAGCUGUAUGCUGAUGCAAUGGAGUUGCCUCUUUAUAGACGUACCAUUCAUGGUUCCAGCUUGGACACGAGCAGAAACUACAGUGAGACAGAAGGGGAUGAGGUGGAGGACCUGUAUCAGCUACUGUAUCUUGUUAAGGAAAAGGAGUCCAUUGAGGCUGUGUCUGUAGGAGCCAUUCUAUCCGAUUACCAGAGGGUCCGUGUGGAAAAUGUAUGUCUGCGGCUUGGUCUGCAGCCCCUGGCCUACCUGUGGCGCCGAGACCAAGAGUCUCUGCUGUCCGAGAUGAUUAAGUCUGACCUAUAUGCCAUCCUCAUCAAAGUUGCCGCCUUUGGCCUGGAUCCAGAGAAGCACUUGGGAAAAUCCCUGGCUGACAUGGAGCCCUACUUGAAACAGCUUUCCAACAAGUAUGGAGUCCAUAUUUGUGGUGAGGGAGGUGAAUAUGAAACGUUAACUCUUGAUUGUCCACUCUUCAAAAAGAAGAUAGUUAUCGAUGAAGCCGAGACCGUGAUCCACUCGGCAGAUGCUUUUGCUCCUGUUGGCUACCUGCGCUUCACCAAAAUGCACACAGAGGACAAACACAGAGAUGCGAUGGCGGGAGCUUUGCCCCAUGGUAGUUGUCCUUGCCAGAGCGCCAUUGACAAGAUGACUGAGGAGGUGGAAUAUGCUGAUCAAGCUGAAGACAACCAGCACAAAUUUACAUCAAACUGUGACCUUAGUUGUCACUGGGGCCACGACAAGCCUCCAUCCUGCUCAAAAAGAUGUUCGAGAGGCUAUCAAUGGAUCUCAGGCAUUAAUGGACUUAAGAGCCAAGAUCUUGGGAUUGAGGGCCAGACACUGGCAGCUUUUACUAUGCUUCAAGAUGAGUUGAGAAACAAGGCUUGGAACAUGAAGAACAUCAUCUUGGUUCAUCUCUAUGUGCGAAACAUGAAAGAUUUUGUUUCUCUUAAUGCAGUUUACAGAACAUAUUUCGACACAAACCCUCCAGCCAGGGUUUGUGUCCAGGCAGCUCUGCCGGCUGGACAGCUGCUGCAGAUGGACUGUCUCCUCCAUGACUGGAUUGAGCCCCUGGAGGAGGGCUGUUUCCGUCACAAAGAAGCCCUGCAUGUGCAGGGCCUGUCCCACUGGGCCCCGGCUAACAUCGGGCCGUACAGCCAGGCCUAUAAGGUAGAUGAGCUGGUGUUCUGUGCAGGUCAAAUUGCUUUGGUCCCCUGCACCAUGUGUUUGGUAAAAGCUGGCACAUCUGUACAAGCUCAUCUGUCCUUCAGCCAUGUGAAGAAGGUUCUGGAAGCUGUGAUCCACAACUUGACUCUGGCUCAUGUCGUCCAGGCCCACUGCUACACCACAAGACACCAAGACAUUGCGACCAUCAGAGCUGUGUGGGAGAGCAUGCUGAGGGGUCCGGAGGAAAAAAAGGAGUUGCUGUGGGAAUCUGAGAUCAAACUCGUGCCACUGCUGAUCGCCGUGGUACCUGCCCUACCCAAGGAUGCAGCUGUUGAGCUUCAUGUAACUGCAAGUAAUGAUGAUCCCUCCAGAAGAACUUCCUGGGACAUUACAACAAAGGCAUCGUGCGGAUCCAUAGAGUGCCACAUAGUGUUGUCUGCUGACCGCAGUAGCGCUUCGCUAUCACUUUCACUGGUCCCCUGUGGCGACGUCCUGGGAAUCACUGAUGUGAAACGCAUAACAGAGGAAGUUAGCACCAUGUUUAUGAAAGCCACAAAGAUGAUAGAGGCUGAGCUGGUACCCCAGUGUGCAAGGGUGUUCUACAAGUGCAGCCCCUCACCAGUUCAGCAGAUAGUUCAAGGACUUGAAGAAAGCUUACGAAAUUGUUUAGGAGAAUCCAGUCCAUCCGUGGCCCUGGUUCCAGUCCUGGAUCUGCCCAACUCCCAGAUCCUCCACUUGUCCUGCUGGCUCAGUUUAUAGAAACACACCUAUAGUCAUGGGGGAGAUUACCCCAGUCCACAUCGGUAUGACUCAGAGGGGCUUUUGUGGAAAAACAAUUCUUAAAGUGGAUAACUUUAGACUUAAAGAAACAUAAGGGAUUGUGGGAAGUAAAAUUCCCAAUCAGUUUGGACAUUGUUGCUUUUCAUCAAUGACAUAUAAAAAAUCUGCAAGUGUGCAGCUUUGAGGAUAUAUAUAUUGCACCCUUUGGAGCAUCUGUAAUUUAAAGGUGCAUACCAGAAAAAACCUAUUUCAUUCCAACCGGCAAUAAAAUCCCUCCCAGGAUAUAUUUCUGUUUCUGGUGGAAUUUCUGUGUCAUAACGGCUGAGCUCCACCUCUGACACCAUCUGUGUCAGUUGCAGACCUUAAGAUUUACUAUGUCACUUCUUUGGAGCUGUGCGUAAUGUAUUUGAGGUGAACGAGUUUCUUUCUCAUGCUCCACGGGGCACUGGGUGUGUUAUUAUUGUGUAAUAGGCAAUCAGCACCGAGCACCUCAAAAGAUUAGGCCUUUUUAUGUUUUCUAUUGAUUCUAAGGCCACCUGGUUAAUAGAAGAAGGACACAAAGCUGCAGGGCAAAUGUGUGUCCACUGCGUGUGUUGAAGAGGAUGUCAUGGGACGAGGUGUAACAAUGUUGAAAGAAAAUAACACCAUUAACCAUUUCAACUGGAACAUUUUUUUUUCUAGAAGAUCAUGAACCGUAUUGAUAAUCUAAGUUUGAAUGCAUCUUCACUCUGGCAAUUCACUCCAAUGUGUUCUCUGAGUGGAGUGGGCUAUUGAUCUUCACCCACUACGAUGUUGUUUUGAUUGUUGUCAUCAAAAAUUGAACAAUAGAGGCAGCCAAUAGAGCCUUAAGACUUUCAUUGAAGUUUGAAAAAUACAAACAAGCAAUUAUUUAUGGGAGCAAGCAUCUGAUACUGCAUGAAAGAAAAAAAAAGAAAAAAUAAAUAUAUAUAUACAUACAUAUAUUCAAAGAAAAGUGUAAAACAAAUCAUAUUCCUUGUUUGUGUGCACAAACUUGGCCAAUAAAGCUGAUUCUGAUUCUUCUGCUGUAAAGUUUUACACUGCCCCAAUAAAAGAAGAUAUUGUAUUUUUGACUGAUGUUCCUAAUAAAUCCAUGCAAAAGUA